AAAUAUUUCAAAAUUAGUAAAAAUUGUCAAACUGGUUGCGCUUGUAAAGUAAGACUGUAUGAUAACACUCGCAUUUUAGAUUGCUCGCAUAGAAAAAUGUCUGAAUUCUUGAUCGAUCCAAAAAAAGUGAAACCUAUAGAAGGAUAUACUUUAAUAGUAAAUCUCACUGGAAAUUUGUUACCCGAGAUACCAUCAGUUCAAGUUUUAGAACCAAUGAACGUAACUGAAUUACUGUUAUCUAAUAACCAUAUUUCUAAAAUGACGACUCAUGGAUUACCAGAAACUCUCAAAGUAUUAGAAUUGCAUAAUAAUGAUAUAUCAGAAUUUAAAUUGGACGAAUUCGGCUACGUGUAUUCUGGAGUUUUAGAUAAAUUCACUUUAAGGGGAAAUCCAUUUACAUGUGAUUGCAGUAUAAGAGAGUUACUUCAUUUGAUCAAAAGAAAACGAUUUUUGUAUAAAGAUCUAGAAAAUUUAGAAUGUGAUGGUUUACCUAUGUAUAAAAUGGCCGAGGAUAUGUUAAAUUGUCCAAACUACCACGGUUGGACUAUAUUAUCAUAUAUAUUAGAGAUAUUCCUACCGAUUACAAUUUUUAUUUUAUUAUUUCCUUGGGUACAUAAAAGAAUUUUCGGAAUAGGUAUUCGAGAUAGAAUUGGAGCGUUAUUUAGACGAAGACUAUAUCCAUGGCGUGAUCUUCUUUUUUAAAGAGAAACAAAUAACAUAUGUCGGUCCUCGAAUUUAAAGAAAGUAUUUUUAAUACGUAUUAAAAGUAUAGUAAUUUUUAUCAGGAGACAAUUCUUUUUUGUUCAUUGUGAUCACGAGUAAAUUGUUUUAAACAGCAUACUAAAACAAUGUUAAGCAGUGAUUUGUAAAUAUUGUUAUUUAUCUUAUUGAAAAAAUGAGAUAAAUAUAAUAUUUCGAGUGAAUGAAGACUUAGUAAGAUCUGUUAAUUAUUACUAUGCUGUAUUAAUGACGAAUGCUAUUGUAUUUUAUAUAUUUUAUUGUUCUUUUUUGCGUGUGCAUUUGUUUUCUCGUAUUUAUAGCUAUUUAAUUAUCAUAUGUAAUAAUGUUAUAUUCAAAUUGACAA
Polistes canadensis is the source of this 1084-nucleotide messenger RNA. RefSeq names its product slit homolog 3 protein-like. The coding region runs from base 97 to 702 and encodes 201 amino acids. NCBI's taxonomy places the organism in Eukaryota, Metazoa, Arthropoda, Insecta, Hymenoptera, Vespidae. The record is from RefSeq and is a predicted model, not a curated record. The transcript has 2 exons.